GUAACAACGUAAAGACUUCAUUUCUCUCUUGAUGUAUCACUAUAAUGACAUUUCAACAAGUUACAGAAUAAAGGUCAUCCCAUUAAUUUAACGUCGGCCACAUUUGCCUCGGAAACAUUUUCAAUAACUGGGUCAAAACACAUUGAGUCUCACACCGGAAAGAAAAACUGUUUAUUUUUAGUAGAUUUAAACACAUACAGUUAAAGUCUAACAAAAGCAGACGUGUCCAGGAAUGAGUUAGGGCACAGAUUCAAGUGUGCUGAUGCCAAACUCACAGUUGAUCACCAUGUAGCCUUUUCAAAUUCAAAAAUAGAAAUCCGACAAGGAUCCUGAGGGACUGGGGCUGUAUGAAAAGUGCAGGUCUUGCAUAAUUUAUCGCGAAAGCUGUAAUCUAUCCAUCCGUGUGUCCGUGCGUAUGGCUUUGUGACCAGUCAUUGAUCAUGCCGUGAAUCCAGAAACUGGAGAUUUUGUACAGCACCGCUGCUGCCGCCGCCGGAGCAUCACAUCCCCAACGCAGCGUUUGAAUAUCAGCCGAGGCGUUUUCUUCUUGUGUUGUGAGAAAAUGUUUGGAAGAGGCACGGUGCUCUGGCUCUAGUUGAUGUCUCCACUGUAAAAAAAAAAAAAAAAAAAAAAAAAAAAAAAAGAAAGAAAGAAAGAAAGAAACUGUGGCUUUUUCUCUCCCCCCCCCCUCCCCACUUAAGUUGGGCUGAGGUGACCGAGAUCCCCGUUAACUGCGGAUGUCCCUGACCAAUUCAAGCGUCUUUCUGCUCAACGAGGGUUCAGCCGAUUCCUACACUAGUCGACCCUCUGAUUCCGACCUGUCCCUGGAGGAGGACCAGGAGGCGUCUCGGCGUGAAGCCGAGCGCCAGGCUCAGCUGCAGCUGGAGAGAGCCAAGUCUAAACCAGUAGCAUUUGCAGUGAAAACCAAUGUGAGUUACUGUGGAGCCCUUGAUGAAGAUUGUCCAGUCCAAGGUGCUGCUAUUAACUUUGAAACCAAAGACUUUCUGCACAUAAAAGAGAAAUACAACAAUGAUUGGUGGAUUGGUCGGCUGGUGAAGGAAGGGGCAGACAUCACUUUCAUCCCAAGCCCAGUCAAACUGGAAGCCAUGAGGAUAAAACAAGAGCAGAAAGCAGCAGCAAGGAAAGGAGGGAACGCUUCAUCCGGAGGCUGGAGGUCCACCCCUCCAUCUGCAGCCAAGCAGAAGCAGAAACAGACUGAACAUGUUCCUCCAUAUGAUGUGGUUCCUUCUAUGCGGCCAGUGGUGCUGGUGGGCCCCUCACUGAAAGGAUAUGAGGUAACAGACAUGAUGCAGAAAGCCUUGUUUGACUUCCUAAAGCACAGAUUCGAUGGCAGGAUCUCUAUUACACGGGUGACUGCUGAUCUGUCACUGGCGAAGCGCUCAGUGCUGAACAAGAAGGCCAUAAUGGAGAGAUCCAACACGCGCUCCAGUCUCGCUGAGGUACAGAGUGAGAUAGAGAGGAUCUUUGAGCUGGCCAAGUCUCUUCAGCUGGUCGUCCUGGACGCAGACACCAUCAACCACCCAGCACAGCUCCUCAAAACUUCUCUGGCUCCCAUCAUCGUCUACGUCAAAGUGUCAUCACCAAAAGUUCUUCAGAGGCUGAUCAAAUCUCGAGGGAAGUCACAAAGCAAACACCUCAACGUGCAGAUGAUGGCAGGGGACAAGCUGGCUCAGUGCCCACCUGAGAUGUUUGACGUCAUCCUGGAUGAGAAUCAGCUAGACGAUGCAUGUGAACACCUUGCGGAGUACCUGGAAAUUUACUGGCGUGCUACGCAUCUUCCCUGUUCUGCCCCUGUUAACCCCUUACUGGACCAAAGUGUGAUCACCCCACCCUCAGCUAACUCCAGCCAACAGUUUUCUGAGACUCAAGAGUUGAUAGAAUGAUCAGUUCCACAGACAGAGGAGCAGCCUGUGCUGUCAGCUGGGGUCAGACUAGAAAGUCAUAGAGCACAGGGACCAGGGCGCCACCAGGGGGCAGCAGUAGCCCUUAUUUCUCCAAAGCCAGCCACCGCCUACUCUGGCCACACCUGGGGGCGAAGAAGAGAACAAGAGCGGAGUCCCUCGAGAGGGAAAGAGCAGGAGGCUGGUGAUCUGGAGGAAGAGGUGAAACAAAAACAGGGAGAGGAGCAAAAGAAGGAGGAGGAGGGGGAGGAAGAAUUGCCUAGCACCAUAACAGAUACAGGAUCCUCCACCUCACUGCUGCCCCCUCGGCAAGAGCUCCCUGCUCCCACCGCCACACGACAACUCAGGGCCGCUUUCUACAGCUGUAUGCAUACUGGUAACAAAAACCAGUACAGCUGUGCAGUUACUGCACACCAUCCCUCCCUCUUCCCUCACCCCUCAUCCCACCCUGACCUUGACCUUGUUUCCAAUUCCCUUCUUUCACACUGGAAGUCACACUCCCCAUCCCACCUGGCAAAGCUGAGCUAGCCCAUGUGUGUCCAGACACAAAGAAGUGGUCAUCUUAGACACAGAUAGGCUGAUUCAGCUCACACUGUACACAAACUGCACACCUGUGAAGUCACAGUAUGCUAGCAUACUGUAUUGUAGCAUAGCAAAGCUGUCGGUAUAACACAAAACAAAAACGCUUACCAAUGAUGGGUUGCCAGGGUUACCUCUCGAUAAACCUGACUCCCCAAUCUGGCCAAAGAAUGCAGAGAGUAACGGAAAACCAAUUCUGUAUGUCUUCCAUCUCUACAGCUCUCUCUGAGCUGUCAUUCCAGUUUAACCAAACGUUUCCUCAAAGGCACAGUUCCUCCUAUCAGAGUCAAUGUGGUGUCACCUGUGAUGGGACACUUUCUUCCUCCUAUAUCAGUUAUUUUCUCUCCUUGUUUUUCCAGUAGCCUUUUUAAAUUCUUCUAUUAUUUUUUUUACAGUAACUAUCUAUACUACUAUCUAUAAUCCAUAUCUUUGCUCUCAACAUAGCUGAUCACAUCUCUGUAUGCAACAGCGAUACAGAACCCACACAUGAUAAGCACAGAGUUGCACAUCAACAGUCUAUAUGCAUCUUUUGUCACAGCCGUGAAUGUAUGAAUGCUGGCCUGUUGGCUUAGGAAAGAUUAUUUACAAUAACUGUGGUUUGUUUGCAGAGGGUUGGUGGCAAAUCAACCAAGUCACAUUUGGCUUCAAAUGUGAUUCUAGUCAAUCUCAUACAAUCAUUUCAGAUCAUCAUACUGUUUGUCAAUCACUGCACUGUAGUAUGAUUUUUCUUAUCCCAAAGAAGCACAUUUUGAUCUACCCAGGAAUAUAAUUUGUAGAAUAACCAGAUUUCAGAUGUAUUGACAGAUGUAUAGCUCCAGUAUCAAAUCUGCAAUUUUAGCACAACUGGUAUUUAUUUUGUUUCCUGACACCAAACUGCUCCUAAUGAUGAUUUUAAAGUAAAACUGAAAGAUGAGACUGGAACAAUCACUCUGUGCUUUUGCGGUUUAACCAUACUCUUAUAACUUAUUUAAUAUUGUACAUGACUUGGUCUUCAGUUUUCCAAGUGGACUUGAAACACAAAACACCUUAUUUAGUAGAUUUACUGUAGGGGUUACAAAGAGAAUAGAUGUGUAGGUCAGUAAUACAAUUAAAGUUUACCUCAGCAAGUGUGCUGAAUGUGAUUCUUGGUGAAAUUAGCACCAAACAAAAAUUAGCACAUUGCCACAAAGUCAGUUAGGAUUUUUUUUCCUUUGUUAUCAUAUCAUUUGUUAUAAUUUUCAUUUCACACUUCACUGCUACUCAGUGGUGUAGUGGUAACUCAAAAUCGGGUGGACUGUAGACUGUCUAAGUUAUGCUGCUCAGAGACAAAGAGAUAGCUAUUCUGUGUACCCUCACACCCACCCUCCACUACACCAAUGUGCUACAACACUGAGAGGGCUUCAUCUCUGCAGACAUUCUCUCUCUGAGCACAUCGACAGAUUGCGAAGGCUUACUUCCUGAUAAGCCUAGUAAAUCAUUUCAUCGUCUUUUGGCAUAAACAGCUAAAAUCAGCAUGAGUAGCACAGGCUUAUAAGUACAUGGAGGGCGACCUCUGGUGGUGUAUUUAUGUUAUUCGAGGUCUUGUAUCCACUGCUUAUUCUCUGCUCAUUGCAAACAAACUGCAGGAUAUACAUUAAUAUACAUCUACAUCAAUUAUGAAUAUGUACAAUUUCCAGUCAUAAGACUAGUUAAAUGUCUUGUCUGCUUCAUCCAAACUUCGCAACGCCAUCAGUAUGUUUAUUUAAGCAUCUAUUGGCCUCCAUUUUAUGUCUUACAGUACUCACAAAGAUGAAUGCUUCUCAACAAGCACUAAAAUUCUUACAUUAAUGCCUCUGCUUUUAUCAUGUAAAACUAUACAACUCAGCUAACAACAUACCACAUAUGUAAAUAAUCUAAUGUAUGUGCAUGACAUAUUGUAUUCCUGUUUCAUCAGAAGGGCUUUUUAGGACCAUCCUCACAUGAGCCGUUCACUUGUCAGAGUAAUUUAACAUGACCUGCAGUACAUAACCGAUCACAUGUAUGCAUUAUCAUGGCUUCAACUGUACAUAGUGUAUAUUCGACAUGCAGAUAUUAUUAUCAAAUUGCACAGAAACAACAAAUGCAGUCAGGAAGUAGAAGGGUUUUAGUCACAGUACACAAAUCUAUAUUCAACGCCUCAGAAAGCAUGUGUUUCUAUGUAUUUUCCUCUCUUUUUAGAAUGAUGCACUGCAGUUAUUUAGGACCACCAUGAAGAUUGCUUCCACUGACACCCACAUUCAUUUCUGAAGGACCAGGUUUGAGAUACAUAACUUCUAUUUGGUGAAGCAUAGAGAGCACAGUACCUUCUUACAAUAAGAGAGAAAAAUAAUAAUAAUCUCAGCUCCUCCUGUUUGCUUAAUUUUUAUUGCAGGAAAUUUCUACAAAAGGUGAAUUAUUCUUUGGAUGUCCAAAGCACAAUUUUUUACAAUUAUCAUUUCCUAUUGCGUUUCACUUGCCUAAAUUCUGUAUGCAAUACAAAGUCUAGCAUUGACGAGACACUAGCUGAGACUAUCAAGAUAUCUCCUCAGUUAUGAUGGGGUAUAAUUGCACUACUAUCAUUUAUAUGUCUGCUUUAUGAUGCAAUAAAUGCACUAAACGUUAUGCUGUACCCACCUCCAAUACUGAACAAGCUGUCUGGUCUAAUGAUGAUGUCAACAUUUCCUGUGGUUUCUGACAAGUCGACAAGAUCAAUGAUAUCCAACAGUGUCUGAUGAUUAUGUGUACAGGGUGCAUCUUUUGUCAAUAGCACAUUUGAAAGAGGGGGUGAAUAAAAAACAACAACAUUUAAGUAACA
Messenger RNA from Lates calcarifer (barramundi perch), 5292 nucleotides. It is a transcript of the gene cacnb3b, whose product is annotated as calcium channel, voltage-dependent, beta 3b. Bases 738 to 1904 code for a protein of 388 amino acids. NCBI's taxonomy places the organism in Eukaryota, Metazoa, Chordata, Actinopteri, Centropomidae. The record is from RefSeq and is a predicted model, not a curated record. The transcript has 14 exons. Gene Ontology annotation, molecular function: high voltage-gated calcium channel activity; protein binding. Gene Ontology annotation, biological process: calcium ion transmembrane transport; neuromuscular junction development; regulation of voltage-gated calcium channel activity. Gene Ontology annotation, cellular component: voltage-gated calcium channel complex.